AUGGCGUCAAUACUCGGCGCGAAUCCAACCCUGACUUCAAUUCCAAGCUACUCCUUCUCCCAAGCUUCACACAACAAUGGGGCAACUGGUAAUAAAGAACACGCCUUCUACCCAUACACAGACAAUGGCGGCUCUACACUAGGCAUCACAGGCAAUGAUUUUGCCAUCAUUGCAGGCGAUACUCGUUUAACCUCAGGCUACAGCAUCAAUACUCGUUACUCCCCCAAGGUAUUCAGGAUCGGUGGCGAUGAUGAAACAGGAGAGGGUGCACACAUCAUACUUUCGGUUGUCGGUUUCGCAGCAGACGGUACAGCUCUCAAGGAACGCCUCAACGCAAUCGUCAAGAUGUACAAAUACCAGCAUGGCAAGAAGAUGUCUGUCAAGGCUUGUGCCCAGAGAUUAGCUACAAUUCUUUACGGCAAACGGUUUUUCCCCUACUACGUGACGGCGAUCCUAGGUGGAUUGGACGAGGACGGCAAAGGGGCGCUGUACAGCUACGACCCAGUUGGCUCUUACGAGCGUGAGCAAUGUAGAGCCGCGGGGGCUGCAGCUAGCCUGAUAAUGCCGUUCUUGGAUAACCAGGUCAACUUCAAGAAUCAAUAUCUGCCGAGUACUGGCGAAGGUCACGACCUGUUGGCACGGCAGGCAGAGCCCUUGCCAAGGCAUGAAGUGGAGCAGCUUGUAAGGGAUGCGUUCACGAGCGCGACCGAGCGCCAUAUCGAGGUUGGGGAUGGGUUGCAAAUGCUUGUCAUAACAAAGGAAGGGAUUGAGGAAGCGUUCUUCCCACUGAAGAGAGACUAA
Molecule: messenger RNA, 801 nt
Organism: Letharia columbiana
Lineage: Eukaryota; Fungi; Ascomycota; Lecanoromycetes; Lecanorales; Parmeliaceae
Exons: 2
Coding region: 1-801 (266 amino acids)
Cellular component (GO): proteasome core complex
Source: RefSeq, a predicted model, not a curated record